This is a messenger RNA of Neltuma alba, 782 nucleotides long. RefSeq names its product P34 probable thiol protease-like. NCBI's taxonomy places the organism in Eukaryota, Viridiplantae, Streptophyta, Magnoliopsida, Fabales, Fabaceae. Gene Ontology annotation, biological process: proteolysis. The annotation marks the transcript as partial. The record is from RefSeq and is a predicted model, not a curated record. Gene Ontology annotation, molecular function: cysteine-type peptidase activity. The transcript is spliced from 3 exons.
CGCUUGGCUCAAUAUCUAUCACCUUCUAGUGCACAAUGAGUUCGCUUGCUGCUAAAAUCUUCCUCCUUUUCCUGGUUUGGUAUGCUUCCAUUUCUCUUACCUCUUCUUCCAGUGUGCCUGAUAGGUAUACCAUUUCGGACCUAGAUCUGGACAAGUUCAUUUCCGACAAACAAGUGUUCCAUCUAUUCCAAAUCUGGAAGAAGGAGACUGGACGAGAAUACCAAACCUUAGGAGAGGAAGUGGUAAGAUUUCAAAUCUUCAAAAGCAAUUUGAAAGAGAUCAGAGAGAAAAAUGCCGAAAGGAAGUCACCCAGUGACUAUAGCUUGGGUUUGAACAAAUUCUCAGAUAUGACGUACGAAGAGUUCAGCAAAAUCUACUUGCAUGAGACAGAGGAACCCAUAAUGGAAAUGAACAACAGCAACAUGAUAUUGAACGACGCAUCAUGUCCAGAUGCACCCUCUUCUUGGGAUUGGAGGACCGAAGGAGCUGUAACUUAUGUUAAAGACCAAGGCGAAUGUGGUGGUUGUUGGGCAUUCUCUGCGACCGGAGCUAUGGAAGGCAUAAAUAAGAUAGUGUCUCAAUCGCUUCCAGAACUUUCUGAACAGCAACUCAUAUCUUGCUCUACAAGUCAAGGCUGCAAAGGAGGGUGGUACGUUAAUGGAUUUAAACAUGUCAUCAAGAAUGGUGGUAUUGCCUCAGAAAAAGCUUAUCCAUAUACAGCUGACGAUAGUGCUUGCAAUUCUGCAGCGGCUGCAAACACAAUCGCUACUAUCGAUGGCUAU